This is a messenger RNA of Tetrahymena thermophila SB210, 1149 nucleotides long. RefSeq names its product GDP-L-galactose phosphorylase, putative. Gene Ontology annotation, cellular component: cytoplasm. Gene Ontology annotation, molecular function: GDP-D-glucose phosphorylase activity. Gene Ontology annotation, biological process: glucose metabolic process. Lineage: Eukaryota; Ciliophora; Oligohymenophorea; Hymenostomatida; Tetrahymenidae. The record is from RefSeq and is a predicted model, not a curated record. The transcript has 4 exons.
AUGGUAGAUAAUACAGUUAAUUUUGAUGACAUUCUUUCAUCAGAAUGGAAUAGUUGGUAUAAGAUAAAGGGAAAAGGAGCACCUAAGAGUAAAUACGAAGAAAACAAAAUAAGAAGUCUUUAAGGAGGUUUCAUAGCUAUUUUUAAUGAAGGACUUAUUUAAAAUAAAAGAGCUCCUGAAUUCAACUUUGAUAGUGAAGAAGAAUAAAAUGAAAUAAAAGUUUAUAAAAAUUUUGAUGAAAGCAAAUUCAAUUUUAACAGUUGUCCAUAGGAAGAAAUAUUGUUUUAUGUUAAUUUGGAUGAUGAGAUCAUAUUCACCAAAGAAUAAAAUAAGCAAUUAGAUGAAAAAAAUCUGGAUGAAUUUGAAAAUAACUGUGAUAAAUCUCUAAAUGAAUUUAUAAAUCAUCCAAUUAUAGCCAACGUAUCCCCAAUAGCCAAAAACCACAGUCUCAUUACUGUUUACCCAGAAGAAUGUUUGCCAUAAGUUAUAGGAUAAGACAUUCUCUCUCUUGUUUUAACAACUUUCAAACUAAGCAAUUCACCACAUAUGAGAUUAGGUUUUAAUAGUUUAGGAGCUUUUUCUUCUGUAAAUCACUUGCAUUUUUAGAUUCUUUAUGCAGAUGAGCUUUUCCCAUAAGAAAAGAUAUUCCCAAUUGAAAAAGCAAACAAAAAACUUGUUUUGUGCUCCACUUUGUAGAACGAUUAGGAAGAAAUUAAUAUGUAUUCAGUAGGAGUUAGAGUAGAAGAGUUAGUUGGAUAUAUAGUUAAAGGAUUGGUUUUCAGUCCAGUUGGAUCAGAAGGCUAAGAUAUUUCAGAUAUAUUUAGUAGUCUAGCUUUUGCAGUAGGUGCAUACACUAAUAUAUUAUUAGAUGAACAAAUUCCUCACAAUAUAUUUAUUUCUGAAAGAGGAUAAAAAAUUUAUGUUGUUCCUAGAUAAUAUGAAAAUGAAACUAAAGAUUAUCAUCAUUUAUGUAAGCCUGCUUUCUUAGAAACAGCUGGAGCAUUUAUUGUUCGUGAUUAAAAAUUCUUCAAUGAAUUAACUAUUGAAGGAGUUCAUUAAUUCUUUAAUAAAUAUGUGUAAUUGUCUGAGAGCUAAUUUAAUGGUACAGUAAGCAAAUUUAAGUCUUUGCUGUUGUAAAAUUUCUAAUGA